This is a messenger RNA of Trypanosoma cruzi, 2667 nucleotides long. RefSeq names its product trans-sialidase, putative. The transcript has a single exon. Gene Ontology annotation, molecular function: exo-alpha-sialidase activity. Bases 1 to 2667 code for a protein of 888 amino acids. The record is from RefSeq and is a predicted model, not a curated record. NCBI's taxonomy places the organism in Eukaryota, Euglenozoa, Kinetoplastea, Trypanosomatida, Trypanosomatidae.
AUGCUCUCACGUGUUGCUGCAGUGAAGGCACCCCGCACACACAACCGUCGCCGCGUGACCGGAUCCAGCGGAAGGAGGAGGGAAGGAAGAGAGAGUGAGCCGCAGAGGCCCAACAUGUCCCGGCGUGUGUUUGCUUCUGCGGUGCUGCUCCUCCUCGUCGUGACGAUGUGCUGUGGCACUGGUGGAGCUGCGCAAGUUGCUGAGGUGGAGCAGUCGUCUGAUCCAAAGUUUGAAUGGAAGGACAUCACUGAUGAUGAUGUAACUGUGGAUUCGUUGGGUGCUCCCGGCCUUUUGAAAGUGGGGAGUGAUGUAUUUGCCGUUGCCGAGGCGCAGUGCAAGAAGGAUGAAGAUAACAGCGUUUUUACUGGCAUUGCAUCCCGAUUUCUCACGGAAGCAGCGGAUAACUUACCGAAGGAGGUUCUGGAGGAUGGCAAAAAGUAUACAAAAGUUCUGGAGGAAGUUACUUCUGGAAAGGCGAAGAAGAAAGUAGAUGUGAGCCGACCAACAGCAGUUGUGAAGGGAAGUAAUAUUUACAUGCUUGUUGGAAAACACAACCGUAAUGCUGCUGGUGUUCAGGAUAGUGGUGAAGAUGACUCGGGACUUUUUUUGCUGAAAGGUGAUGUCAGUGGUGAAGGAAGAAGCAAAAAAAUUGACUGGAACGAUACGAAACUUCUCGCGCGGAACACUUUUGACGAACAAAUCAAAUCUUUAACAGGGCUGAUUGGCGGCGGUGGAUCGGGUGUUGAGACGAAGGACGGCGAUACGCUUUUGUUCCCGGUGGAGGCCACGAAGAAUGUAAAGGAUGGAAAGACAAGGACGGUUUCGCUGAUCAUGUUCUUAAAGGAGACUGCCGGUUGGACGCUGUCGAAGGAGGUGCCUGCCGAUGGCUGCAGUGAUCCCUCCGUCGUGGAGUGGGAGGACAAACUCAUGAUGAUGACUGCGUGUGAUGGCCGCCGCAGGGUGUACGAGUCCGGUGACGAGGGGGAGUCGUGGACGGAGGCACUCGGGACACUCUCGCGCGUGUGGGGCAACAAACAAAAGGGUGAAGGAGAGAAGGGCGUUGGGAGCGGGUUCAGCACAGCGAAGAUUGAUAAAAGGGACGUGAUGCUCGUCACUCUGCCGGUGUAUUCAAAGAAUGGAGAAAAAGACAAUCCAAAGGGCGUACUCCAUCUUUGGCUGACGGACAAUACGCACAUUGUUGAUAUUGGGCCGGUGUCCGGUGAAGAUGACGCUGCCGCCAGCUCCCUGCUGUACAAAAGUGUUGAAAAUGGAGAUCAAGGAAAUAAAGAGGAGUUGAUUGCACUGUACGAGAAGAAGAAGGGCGAAUCGUCAUCCGGUAUGGUUUCAGUGCUUCUGACUGAGCAGCUGAAGCGGGUGAGGGAGGUGCUGACGACCUGGAAGGAAGUGGACGAACGUGUCUCCAAGCUGUGCCCUUCUGAGAAUGCUCUGGAGGACACCUCAACUGACACUGCCUGCAGCACUACUGGUACGAUCACGGAUGGGCUGGUUGGCUUUUUGUCCGGCAACUUCUCUAAUGACACAUGGAAGGACGAGUACCUCGGGGUGAACGCCACAGUAACGAAUGGGGCGGAGAAAACGGAUAACGGCGUAACAUUUAAAGGGCGUGGUGCGUGGGCGGAGUGGCCUGUUGGCAAGCAAGGGGAGAAUCAGCUGUACCACUUUGCGAACCACAAAUUCACUCUUGUGGCGACGGUGUCCUUCCACGGUGAGCCGAAGGAGGGAGUUACCCCUAUUCCAUUGAUGGGUGCGAAGAUGAAUGACAAUGAGAAUCCAGUUCUUUUGGGACUGUCGUACAACAACAAAGAAAAGAAAUGGAUAUUACUGUGCGAUGGCAGAGAGAACAAGAAGUACAGCAGCGAUUGGGAGACAAAGACAUCAGAACACGUGGUAGUUUUGCUACGGAACGGCAACCAGAGCUCUGCGUACGUCGAUGGUCAGCCUGUGGGUGGGGAUGAAGAAUGUGUACUGAAAAUUGCGGAUUCGAAGGAGAUCUCACACUUCUACAUUGGAGGGGAUGGAGGCCGCGCAGAGGGCCAAGAAGGCGUGUCUGUGACUGUGAGGAACGUCCUACUGUACAACCGCCCGUUGAGUUCCGCAGAGAUUGACGACCUCAAACCGAAUAAAUUCCCCAUUUCACCUUUGGUAAAGGAGCCGUCGUCGCCUUCACCAGUUCCUUCUGCUUCCCGUGUAACUCCCAUCCCUUCGGUGGCCGCAACUGCUCAGAUAACCGGAACUUCGUCCACUCCCGCCGGAACACAUCUGACGGAACAGGGGCAGCCGAUGGGGAGCAGUGGUGCGGACAGUGGCGGUGCAUCCACAUCAGCGGUGUCCGCUGUCAGUAUUCCAUCAGCAGGAAAGGACUCCGUAAAGCAGGUGGCGUCAGGAAAAACUUCCGAUGGAGCUCAAACCGUGGAUGGCGGUUCAACUGCUGAUGGCCAGCCAACGAUGGAGAAAAGAGAAGGAGGAACGGAUGGGCAGAAGGAAGAGGUACAGCCACAUAACGGGGAAGUAAAUGCUACGGCACUCAACGGCAGCCUUGGAAAUGUGUCGCAGGGGAAUAACAGCGAUGGCGGCACCAUGCGUUGCAGCGGACUGCUGCCAUCGAUGCUUCUUCUGUUGGGACUGUGGGUGUUUGCGGCUCUGUGA